This is a messenger RNA of Carassius gibelio (silver crucian carp), 959 nucleotides long. RefSeq names its product putative nuclease HARBI1. The record is from RefSeq and is a predicted model, not a curated record. The transcript is spliced from 3 exons. Lineage: Eukaryota; Metazoa; Chordata; Actinopteri; Cypriniformes; Cyprinidae. The coding region runs from base 287 to 724 and encodes 145 amino acids.
UUCAAACUAUACGGCAAAAGCAAGCAGAUUUUAUGAGGAUUGCGGGUUUCCCUGGAGUUGUAGGAACCAUCGAUGGCACCCAUGUACGCAUCAUUGCUCCAACUGUAAAUGAGGAGACAUACAUCAAUCGAAAAGGAUUCCACAGCAUCAAUGUUCAAGUCGUAUUUGAUGCCAAUUACAAGAUCCUCGAUCUUCUGCCAAAAUGGCCAGGGUCAACACAUGAUGCUCUGGUUCUUUCCCAGAGUGGCCUCACUGGGUUAUUCGAACAAAAUUAUGUUCGCCCUGGAUGUCAUCUGCUGGGAGACUCGGUUACCCUUUAAAACACUGGCUUCUCACCCCUUACAGAAGACCUCAAGGAGAACAGCAGCUCAAUUAUAACAGAGCACACAAAGUAACACGAGCCGUGGUGGAGAGAGGAAUUGAACAGCUGAAGAGCAGAUUCCAUGUCCUUCAUGGAGAGAUUCGACAUUCACCUGAGCGUGCUUGUCGCAUUAUUAUGGCUUGUGGCAUUUUGCACAAUAUUUGCAAAGCUCGUAACCUCCCAUUGCUUGAUGAUGAUGAUAAUGAUGAUGACGAUGAAAAUGAGGACCAUGGUGAUGAUGACAGUGAUCAUGAUUAUGAUGAGAAUGAUGACAAUACCACCGAACACACAUUACAAAGCAUUUCGGGGAGAGCAUCAUUCAUGGACUGCUUUGCUAACUCACAUUUUGGGGACUCAAUGUGAUCCUCAGUGGCUGCGCCCUGUGCAAAUCCAGUGUCUUGUGAGGAAGAAGGCUCAUCUGGAGGACACACGGAGAUGUCCUGAGAUGAUACAGGAGAAGAUGCAUCUGAUGGACCGGCUCCAGAAUUAUCCACACUACAUUCACAUGCAGAAAAUAUUAAACAGUGCAAACAUGUUUAUUCAAUUCAUUGUGGUGACUGAAAUACUAUCAAUUUAUUAAAAAGACACAUUACAUGCA